AUGUCAGCUGUGGCUCUCCUGGCACUGUUCAUUCGCGUUGCAGGCCGCCUCUUCAGAGGCUGCCGCCAGCCAGCGGCUAGAGGAGGUGGAGUCCGCCAUGCUGGAGGUGGUGUGCAUAUUGAGGCCCAGUAUAGACAGUUUCCUCAGCUGACCGGGUACCAGGCGGUCCUGAGUGAGAUCUUCAGCACUACCAUGUGGUUCUGGAUUCUCUGGCACUUUUGGCAUGACUCAGAUGCUGUGUUGGGUCACUUUCCAUAUCCAGAUCCUUCCCAGUGGACAGAGGAAGAAUUAGGUAUCCCUCUAAUGAUGAAAACUAAAAGUGUAGACUUGACUCUGCAAGAGCCAGGUGACUUUCCCACUAAUGAUGUGAAAGACAGUGAAUUCCUCCUUAGUCCUGCCAAUGCUACUUCUGGCCAAGUACAAUUGAUUCCAAAUUUAGAAAAUGCAUUAGAUCUAACAAAAGAUAGCUUUGCGGAGCUUGACCACUUGAUGCAAACACACCAAAACAAACAAGAAUCAGAAGAUGAAGAUAAACCACCCCUGAAAGUGUAA
Nycticebus coucang (slow loris) is the source of this 552-nucleotide messenger RNA. Its product is annotated as NADH dehydrogenase [ubiquinone] 1 beta subcomplex subunit 2, mitochondrial-like. Bases 1 to 552 code for a protein of 183 amino acids. The transcript is spliced from 2 exons. Gene Ontology annotation, cellular component: mitochondrial inner membrane. Lineage: Eukaryota; Metazoa; Chordata; Mammalia; Primates; Lorisidae. The record is from RefSeq and is a predicted model, not a curated record.